CGGCUGCUCCGCCUGAGCGAAGGGGGGGGGGGGGUUGGGGUAGCCACGGCAGCCGGCGGAGAAGCUAAAGGGAGAGGCGCGCGCGCUUGCGCCGACAGCCCGCCGCGGGGCCGCUCCAUGAGGGCUCGCGCUGGGGUUGCCGAGCCUCCGGCUCCUUGCUGUCGUGCGCCCGCCGUUCCCCCCUCUCAGCCCCCUGGGGGCGGCGGCGGCUUGUUCUAGCUCUCUUCGCCGAUGCCAUGCUCGGGCAGGAGAUCGCCUCGUCUUACCAGGAGCUGAGUGAGGAAGUGGAGCAUUUAGCUGAGCAUCCAGAGCUGGUGGAGGAGGGGGAAGUGGACGACGAUCAGGAGGAUACCAGCUCAGCUAUUUUACCAGUCCUAGAUAGUGAAUCAGCUACCAGUAGCCCUUCUGUGCGUUUCAACAAGACCUGCCUGAAGAAUGUCUUUUCAGUAAUUCUCCUCUUCAUUUAUCUGCUGCUCAUGGCUGUAGCUGUGUUCCUUGUCUACCAAACUAUCACUGACUUCAGGGAAAAGCUCAAACACCCGGUGAUGUCUGUCUCUUACAAGGAGGUGCCCUUGUAUGAUGCUCCUGGUAUUGCACUUUACCCAGGCAAGGCUCAGCUGCUUAGCUGCAAGCAUCAUUACUAUGAUCACAUUCCGCCUCUGAUAAACCCAGGUCAGCCAGGAGAAAUUGAGUGCACCACUCAGAGAAUCAACUACACAGAUCCUUUUACUAAUCAAACCAUGAAACAUGCUUUGAUUGUCCAAGGACCUCGAGAUGUGAAGAAAAGGGAACUGGUGUUUUUGCAGUUCCAUUUAAAUGAAACGGACCAGGAUUUCAGUGCAAUAAACUAUCUUCUGUUCUCUUCUUUCCAGGAGUUCCUCAACAGUCCAGAUAAAGGAGAAUUCAUGAAAGAUUGCGAAAGCUCAUACUCCAGCUGGAAGUUCUCUGGUGGUUUUCGAACCUGGGUCAAAAUGUCCUUGGUGAAAACAAAAGAAGAUGGGAGUGAGACUGUGGAGUUCAAACAGGAGAAGGCAAGGAGUGCUUGGAAGGUGAGGUUUGUGGAUGGAGGAGUUAAUUCCAGUUUCAGACUGGCCUCUGAGAAAGUUCUGUCUCUUGCACAGACUAGUGUGGUUAACUACAUUGACCAGAGGCAUAAGCCGGCAAGUGACCAGUUGUUUUUUGUGGUAUUUGAAUGGAAAGAUCCUUUUAUACAGAAAGUUCAAGAUAUUGUCACUGCCAAUCCUUGGAACAUGAUUGCUCUACUGUGUGGUAUUUUCUUGGCUCUGUUUAAAGCAGCAGACUUUGCCAAACUAAGUGUUAAGUGGAUGAUCAAAAUCCGCAAGAGACACCUGAAAAGGAGAAGACAAGCAAUGAACCACAUAAGCUGAGGACUAAAACAUUUUUAGUACACUGGAUAAAAUUUCAACCAACAAUGCAGCGGUUACAUAAACUAAAAAGAGUUGUGCAUUUAAGGAGAACUACUUACCUUUGCUGGAGUGACAGCAUAAAUGAACAGACAUGAACCUUAGUAGGCUUGUUCUACAGAGUUAGCCUCUUAAACACAUCUUUUUAAAAAUGCAAGUUAUGAACUUCUUUACCAAUGUAUGGGGGUGGAGUGGAAUUCAUAAAGUAAUUUUCAAAAUGUCAGCAAUUUAGACCAGAAUAGAGACAUAUUUAGUUUGUGUCUAGACAGUAAUUUUUAUGCUUUUCUCCAUGAGCUAAAUGGACUGCCCUGGCUCCCAUAAGAGUGCCCCAAAUCAGUAAAAUGAUUUGUCAUCCUCAGUCUGAUCUUCACAGGCAUAGUAACUAUCUAUGAACAGUAAGGAGCAAAGCACUUGCGAGAUCAAUGUAAAAAUGGGUCAAAAGAUUUAAUAUCUUAAAUCUCCAACAUAUUACAGACAAUACCUGGGAUUUUUAUCAAACAUUUCACAUUUGGUUAAAAUGCACUGACUGUAUUAAAACUACUUAUGAGUAAGCCAUAUGAAAUGUCUCAUGGAUCACUGCCAGUUACUACUACUUAAACAAAGCUUCUUGCCUUAA
Molecule: messenger RNA, 2040 nt
Organism: Dermochelys coriacea (leatherback sea turtle)
Lineage: Eukaryota; Metazoa; Chordata; Testudines; Dermochelyidae
Gene: PACC1
Product: proton activated chloride channel 1
Exons: 9
Coding region: 237-1388 (383 amino acids)
Cellular component (GO): cell surface
Source: RefSeq, a predicted model, not a curated record